GGGGUGACGUCAUCACCGUUUCUUCAGGUUAUGGCGGAGAUGAACUCUUCAAACUUUCUGUGACGAGUGUGCCAGAGGGUGUCGUAAUGGAGCAGCUUCAGGGAGCAUGGAGAACCGUCACCAACGGUCUGCUAACCAAAGAUUCAGUCUCUGAAAGCUCCUACGCGUCUCCUGUGAUCAAAUCUCCCGCGCCAUGCCAGAUCCGCUCCUCAAACGACUCCAAAACAAGCCGCACCAUCCGAGUCUUCCUGCCCAACCAGCAGCGGACAGUUGUGAAUGUGCGGCCAGGCAUGACGCUCCACAGCUGUCUGAUCAAAGCGCUGAAGGUUCGAGGGCUCCAGCCGGAGUGCUGUGCUGUCUUCAGUCUCCAUCCUGGGCAGAGAAGCAAGAAGUCUCGAAUGGAGUGGAGCACAGACUCUACCUCACUCAUCGGGGAGGAACUUCUAGUGGAGGUUUUAGACCAUGUUCCAUUAACAACACACAAUUUUGUUAGAAAAACAUUUCUCAAAUUGGCUUUCUGCGACAUAUGCCAGAAGUUCCUGCUAAAUGGUUUCCGGUGCCAAAGAUGUGGUUACAAGUUCCAUGAACACUGCAGCACAAAAGUGCCCACAAUGUGUGUAGACUGGACUAACAUCAGACAACUUCUAUUGUUUCCGACCCCUGGUGAAAGUGGGGCUCCAUCUCUACCGUCACUCACAUCUCGGAGAAUGAGGGAAUCUCUGACAAGGAUCCCCAGCAGCUCUGUGCACAGACAUUCAAACCCUCAUGUCUCCAAUUACACCAGCCCUUACCCUCCCUCUGGAGCGGCUCUGACACAGAGACUGCGGUCCACAUCCACACCCAACGUCACCAUGCUCAGCACCACAGCGCCUGUUGACAGCAGCCAGAUUGAGUUAGACGCAUCUCCAAGCUCCUGGUGUCACCUACAGUUUAGUCUGAAGAGAAGAGAUGCCAUACGGGUUCACAGCUCAGCUGGCAGUUCUCCAAAUCAGAGCCCUACUGGCUGGAACCAGGCCAGCGCACACAUACCAGCAUCAGCUGUAAAUCCUCAGGAGAAAGUUAAAAUCCGGCCGAGGGAUAAACGGGACUCGAGUUAUUACUGGGAGAUCGAAGCUAAUGAGGUCGUGCUGCUGAGCAGGAUUGGGUCAGGCUCCUUUGGAACCGUACACAAAGGGAAAUGGCACGGCGAUGUGGCUGUGAAGGUAUUAAAAGUCACCAACCCAACACCGGAGCAGUUUCAGGCUUUCCGCAAUGAGGUGGCUGUUCUAAGAAAAACCAGACAUGUCAACAUUCUGUUGUUCAUGGGCUACAUGACAAAAGGCAGUCUUGCCAUUGUAACGCAGUGGUGUGAGGGCAGCAGUCUCUAUAAACACCUCCACGUGCUGGAGACCAACUUCCAGAUGUUUCAGCUGAUAGAUAUCGCCAGACAGACUGCUCAGGGCAUGGACUAUCUACAUGCGAAAAACAUCAUCCACCGUGAUAUGAAAUCCAACAACAUCUUCUUACAUGAAGGCCUGACAGUGAAGAUUGGAGAUUUUGGACUGGCUACUGUGAAGGCCAGGUGGAGUGGUUCUCAACAGGUGGAACAACCUUCAGGAUCUAUUUUAUGGAUGGCACCUGAGGUGAUCCGAAUGCAGGACAACAACCCCUACAGUUUCCAAUCAGAUGUGUAUUCAUAUGGCAUUGUGCUGUUUGAGUUAAUGACAGGGGAGCUGCCCUACUCACAAAUAGGGAACCGAGAUCAGAUCAUUUUCAUGGUAGGUCGAGGAUAUCUGUCUCCAGACCUCAGUAAACUGUAUAAGAGAUGUCCUAAAGCCAUGAAGAGACUGGUGGUUGACUGUAUCAAAAAGUCCAAGGACGAGAGGCCUCUUUUCCCCCAGAUUCUGUCUUCCAUUGAGCUGCUGCAACACUCGCUUCCCAAAAUCAACCGCAGCGCCUCUGAACCCUCGCUGCACAGAGCGUCCCAGAGUGAAGACAUCAGCUCCUGCACGCUCACCUCCAUGAAGCUGCCCGUCUUCUAAAGGCCAAAUACAAUCGCUUUGUGCUGCUAUUUUGUCAUUUUUAAAGGUUGUGACUGAUAAACUAGAUGUAGACUAUACUGUAAUUGAGGAUGGUCUCGGAAAUGAAGGAACCUUUUUCAGUUUGCAAAUCAGCAACAGAUGCACUUUGACAACAGGAAGUAAAGAAACCUUUAUUUUCAUGCAUCUGGGAUCAUGUUUCCCUUAAAGAGUGAUCGUCUUCAAUCGCUAUAUACACGAAAGAGCUUCAUGAUUCAGUUAGUAUUGAGCUACCAUUGAACUGUUUAUUAGUAAGAUGCAAUUCAGUCUUAUACAAUUUUAGAUCUAUUUUGUGAUGUCAAGUAUUUUGCGGGUGUCUUUGACUCCAUUUUAAUAAAGGUAAGUUCAAAAUAGCCUGCGCACCAUUCUGUCAGUGACUAUGAUAUUAUUUCUGAACUAGGGGAUCCACUUAUGAGACCAGUCACCUAUAAGUAAUAAGAAAACUAGACAGUGGACAUUGACGAGUGGAUUCUGCAGGGAUAUAACAUCCAUCAGAUUCAGAUUUUCACUUUGAAGAGGAUCAGGUAAGUGCUUUGUACCUCAAAAGAGAGAGAGAGAGAGACUUUUACACUGCGUAUUCAAGCUGUUUUUAUACUCUGCCUUUCUGUCUGUGUGUUUCUGAAUAUGGUGGUUUCCUGUGCUCUUAAAAAAGCCACUAUCAUUUGCUGCCUCUCUAGUUUGAGCUCGGAGCACAUUGAGGCAGUGUUUGUAGAUGAUUUAUGCCUGUACAGCCUGUACUGUUCAGAUCGUGACUCUCCUUCGCAGAUCUCCUCUGCUGAUUCCUGCGCUGUGUUCUGUCCUCAGCGGAGCUGCAUCAGUUUAAAUACAGAAGGAUCUGAGUAUGCGAAUCGUGAUCCACCCCAGGGCUCAGUGACAUCAGUGUUGGGAUAUAUUCCCAGGUAAAGAGACCAUUUCUUCCCAUCAUAAUGCCUUCAUCUGGAGAAAUUGUCCAUAGCUCCUCUAUAAACCUGUAAGCUGACAUCAUCUCUGGCUGCUAAAGCUAACAGUGCACUGUGUGCCAGGCUCCACGUCAUUCAUCUUUAUUUCUGUAGCGCUUUUAAGAAUGUAGAUUGUGCCAAAGCAGCUUAACAUAGUUGAAGAGAAUAAAAAGCCGUAUUUCAGAUUGUGGAACAUCCCAGCAAGUCAGGCAGGCAGGAGAGUUGUUGGAGAACAAACCUUGGGAAAAGCAGACUCAACCAGGGUGGCGUAAAGGGCGAAUGUAAAGGGUAGAGCACAGCCUGGACAUCACAGGGCUUGAGAACAAUGAGUAUCCAUCAUCUCCGGGCAGGUGUUCAGACUAGCUGACAGGAUCAAUGCAGAGAUUCGUCUGUCGCUGGGGUCUCUGCAGGAAACAGGUUUGUGCUUUUGAUUCAUCCAUGACCAUGAAUGCCUUCUGUUCUGCAUGCGGGCCGGAUCCACGAUUAUGUGAACCACAGGAUAAGAAGAAACUAACGAACUAACAAUUCAAAUGACAGCGUAUUUUGGUAAGUGUUUCAGAGUCUAGUUGCCCUGAUUAAUCCAUCUUCACAAUCCUUCAGAGGAUUUGGACUUCACAGUUAUGCAUUUGUUUUUUAUGUGAAAGCUUAAGGAAGGCCAGAGUUUAGAACAAUUUUGAUAUUCUAGAAAUAAUUAGUUGCCCAGAAUUUAUUGAGCGUAGCGGACGUGAGGGGCUGUAAUACACCAGGAGCUCCUUCAAAUACUGGCAAGCUAAGCCAUUCAGGGCUUAAUAAGAUCAAUAAGAUUUUAAAAAGCUUGUAUGGUCAUGUGUUUGGGCACUCUGUAAGUCCCUACUUACAGACUCUAAAAGAAGGCACUUUUGCACAUGCAGACUGACUUUACCCUCCAGGUUAGAGACCUGCACGGGCCAGAUUUUUCAGUCCUCCUGCAGAGAUUCAGGGUACUUUCACACUAGCACUUUUGGACCACACGCGGUGGGUCCAAAUUCGAUUUGGACACGGUUCGUUUGAUAUCAGAGUUCGGUACGUUUAGCUAGUGUGAACAGUGUCUUCUCUGAACUCAGGUUUACACAAACCGUACUCCUGUCAGCCUCGAUUGGUGGUCUGAGGUACAGUUUGCAUGAACUCUGGUACUUUUUACCUCUGAUAUGAAUGCAGUCAUGCCAAAUAACGGAAGUGAACAACCAACUGUACAACCAACUUUGGUUUUCAUAAUGUUCAUUCAUGUGUGUGUAUGUCUGUGUAUCAUCUACCUUGGCGACAAGCAGGACUGACCCUGUGCAAACACUGAUGAUGUCUGCUUGUCUCUUCCAAAAAUAAAUUCUGCAGACAUUGCGUGAUGUUUUGAAUGUUUUUAUAUUUCUUGUUGCAGAUAAAUGCAAGUGAUUAUCUGUGUUUUGGUUUUGUAACAAAACCAAAAGAUUCAGUAAAAGCAGAACGACCGUGAUGUACAUACG
Molecule: messenger RNA, 4470 nt
Organism: Danio aesculapii
Lineage: Eukaryota; Metazoa; Chordata; Actinopteri; Cypriniformes; Danionidae
Gene: raf1a
Product: Raf-1 proto-oncogene, serine/threonine kinase a
Exons: 18
Coding region: 87-2021 (644 amino acids)
Biological process (GO): protein phosphorylation; signal transduction
Cellular component (GO): cytosol; mitochondrion; plasma membrane
Molecular function (GO): protein kinase activity; ATP binding
Source: RefSeq, a predicted model, not a curated record